GUGAUGAUAAUGUUGGCGGUGUCAGUCGGAUUGUAUCUCAUCUCGAUGCCACUGUUCACCUAUUGGGCGAGAUGUAUUGAAAUCGCCAACAGUACUCAUGGCUUCGAUUCUAAGAAUGUAACAGCGGCCUGCGCACAAACACUUGGAAGUGAUUUUCCGUUGCAGGACAUUGUUGAGAAAGAUAUCGCUUCUACAAAAAUCUACCUUCAGGUCGUGAACACUGUCCCUAGUCUCGUUACCGCUCCUCUGGUUGGUACGUGGUCUGAUAAGCGAGGACGAAAAAAUCCUCUCCUUUUUUCAAUAUUUGGGUUUUGCGUCUAUUCAACGAUUCAGUUGCUUGCGACUCUAACUUAUACUUAUAUUAAUAUUUACUAUUUCUUUUUCGUCAGUGAGUUACUUCUCGGUCUUACAGGAGGUGUUGGUUCCUUAUUCAGUACGACUUUGGCUAUCGUGACCGACGAUUGCAGAAAUAAAUUAAAGCCGGGUUCGUCAACCGUUCCCCUUCGAAUCGGCAUCGCUUCUUUUCUACAAUCAGUCGGCGCUCUUCUAGGGACUCUGACCAUGUCUUUCCUUGCUGUACCAGCCCUCUAUCCUAGCUAUGCGCAUCAGCUCAGCUAUGUGCAAGCGGCCUCACUGCAAACGAUAUGUGCAUUACUCGCAUUCGGCUAUGCCUUUUUUGUGGUGCGAGAAACUCAUUUUCCACUCGACGAGAGUUAUUUGUUCCACAGAAUUGAUGGUAAAACAAUAAUUCAGGUUCUAACACUACGGCGACCAGGAUGGACCAGAUGCUGCCUCGUCGCGUCAUUGGUUUUCGUUAUGGUAGAAUUUCUAGCUUUAGAUACUUCCUUAUUGUUUUUGCUCGUCAAACGACAUCCUUUUUCCUGGAGCGACAAGUUGUUCACCUAUUAUUCCUUGGCCAAAGGAAUUCUCUAUUCAUUAGGAAUGGUCCUAUGCCCUCUGCUAUUGACGUUAGUGCAUUGGUUGGGAAAAGACAGUCUGAUGAUUCUGAUCGGAAUAACAGCGUCGGCCAUCACAUUUAUUCUUGUAUCGUAUGCCGAAUCCACAGCAGCAAUCUUCUUAACCGCCGGCCUCACAGUACUCUGUGGAGGCAUCGCUCCUGGGUAUCGCUCAUUUCUUCCUCGAAUGGUUCCUAAAGAACAAACCGCAAGGCUGCUUACAAUAUGUUCAAUUAUCAUGGCAUUCUGUCCAAUGAUGUCGACCGCUAUAUUCAACUCUAUUUUCUACAUGACUCUGGAUUGGUGGCCAGGUUUUGCGUUCUUCGUGGGUGGAAUACUGCAGCUGCUUGUGGUUGGCGGACAAGGAGCCGUUCAUAUACUGAUGCGACCUCAAUGGAUGGCAGAAAAAAAACUGAAGGCUCAGAUUAAUGCUCUUUCGCUAACAGUUGGAGUUGAUAACACAGACAGCUACGGUUUGGUCUCAGUAUUUUUUCUUAAGACAUUUAGCUUCGAUGGAAAUUUCGGAAGCGUUGAGUAG
Molecule: messenger RNA, 1494 nt
Organism: Angiostrongylus costaricensis
Lineage: Eukaryota; Metazoa; Nematoda; Chromadorea; Rhabditida; Metastrongylidae
Source: the annotation of a GenBank genome assembly